AAGCCAGGCCGAUACAAGGGGACGAGACGAGUAUGGCGUCGAACGAACUGGCGGCGAUCCUAGCGCGGCGCCGCGCCAAGGCCGGUGGGGAGAGUGAACCUCCUGUGCCAGCAGUGGAACCCAGCGCUUCCGCUGCGCCAGGGACGGCCCCAUCGGCUGCUAGAAGCUCCAUCGCGGAACGGAUCGCACGUCUCAAGCAACAGAGCGCGGCAGCUAGCGCCGCCGAGGCAACGCCCCCCGCGCCGCGAUUUAAUCACCCGUCACCGGCUUCGGAGCCGUCGGAGCAGCUUCUAGCGAGUCACAGCAGCGCUGGCAGCAUGAGCGACGCGAGUGUAACGUCAGCAGCUUCCGAACCGGUUGACACGUCUUCGGUGGCGGCAGCACAGGAGGCUGCGGGUAUCCGUAAAGCUUCUAGUAAGAUCCAGCAGCUACAAGGCAGUCUUGGUAUCAAUGUGAAUACAUUCGGACGUCCGGGGGGAGCAUCCAGUGGAGGAUAUCGGAGUGCCCAAAGGGAGUCUAUUAUGAGCACAGGAGAGGAACAAUAUGGACACACGCAGCACGCCAUGGGUGUUGCCAUGCCCGGUAUGACGGGAUCGGCGAUUCCUAUGCCUGGAUUAGCAAAGGGUGGCUUCAGACUGCCUGGGAUGGCAGCUGGAGGUGAACAGAGUGCCGAAGCCCCAGCAGCAGCUCUGGAUGAUUCUCAUACGAUGGCUGCACCGAUUAUCGAUAACGUCCAGCCCUCUCAAGCCCCCGCAACUGAACCUUCAGUCGCUACUGCGCCUACACCCGCUGAAGUUGUUGAGCCGAAAGCUCCUGAAGCUCCUGUCUUGGUUUCGCCUCCAGCACCCGAACCUGCAAAUUUGUUCGGAAGCCCGGCUUCACAAUCUGUGUACUCUCCAGCUCCGGUUCAGUCCACCUUUGCGGCACCUACACCCGCGCCCGCACCGGUACGAGCACCAACACCGGCACCGACACCUGCUGUCUCAGCGACACUGCACAAGGUACCGGAACCAAUGGUGGCCCAACCCAUGAAGCCUUAUCAGAUCGAGGAUGAUGAUCCGUAUGCGCCGAAAUACGAUGCCUCUACGGAGCAGUACUCAUAUGCUCCGACAGGAUUCCCUAACGCGCUGAUGGCGAAUUUCUCCAUGGACGAACUGUCACUUGACGACAAGCCAAAGUCGAAACCAGAGAUCACGUCGACUCCGUCCUCGACCUCCGCUUCGUCUCUGUUUGGCACGCCUGCCCCAGCUCCAGAGCCCACUCCGAAGCUUUCGUUUCCUCCUCCGGCUGCAGCAGUUGAAGCUCCUAAGCCAGCACCCGCACCAGUGUUCACCUUUGCACCUCCUCCAGUUCCUGAACGAGCUCCGUCACCGACUCCUGUGUCUACACCACUGGAAGCUGCAACAACCGCUCCGACCCGUGCCCCAGUGCCUUCAGCGAUGCCUGCUCCAGUGGCGUCAACAUCAGCUCCGACACCUGUGGCGCCCACACCGACACCGACACCGACACCCGCACCGACACCGGCACCUACACCUGUUCUCGUACCAACCCCGGCGGCAUCUACGCCUGCACCGACGUCAGGAUCGUUCCUGUUCGGUGCUACUGCUGCAGUUGCGGAUGAUGACGAGUCGAGCGAGAGCGACUGGAGCGAUGAUGACGGUGGAAGUCAGUCGCUAUUUGGCUCGCAGAAUGCAGCUCCCAAACCUGCGGCUGCCGCUCCUUCCCCAGUCUUAGUUGCGCCUUCACAGCCCACGCCUGAGCUUCGCCAGGCCCCAGUCCCUGUCAGCGGCAGCCUCUUCGGAGAACCGUCCAGCGCACCGGCACCAACCGCUGCCGCUCCGGCCCCUGGCUUCGUGCAGACGACACCUCAGGCUGCCAUUCCACCGGCACCUUACAGUUCACUUUUCGGUGGGGCUGUGAGAAGCAGUGAAAGCGAAAGCGACAGUGACGACGAAGGCGGUCUUUUCGGCACCGGAGUGCCAUCGAAGCGGUAAGCCCCGCUCAACUGACCCCUAGCACUCAUCAACACAAGAGACGGCGUGAAAUGCAAGCACGAACAGGCAGACAUAGAGGUUUGCUCAGUCAACAAGCAGCAUUGACCGUCAAAAGUGCUACGCUGUACAUGCUUCAAGCUAACGUUACGUGAAUCUUUUCUCAUUUUUU
This is a messenger RNA of Phytophthora infestans T30-4, 2163 nucleotides long. RefSeq lists its product as uncharacterized. The coding region runs from base 33 to 1994 and encodes 653 amino acids. The transcript is spliced from 2 exons. The record is from RefSeq and is a predicted model, not a curated record. Lineage: Eukaryota; Oomycota; Peronosporomycetes; Peronosporales; Peronosporaceae.